Messenger RNA from Sorghum bicolor (sorghum), 1833 nucleotides. RefSeq names its product bifunctional nitrilase/nitrile hydratase NIT4-like. Bases 420 to 1640 code for a protein of 406 amino acids. NCBI's taxonomy places the organism in Eukaryota, Viridiplantae, Streptophyta, Magnoliopsida, Poales, Poaceae. Gene Ontology annotation, molecular function: nitrilase activity; nitrile hydratase activity. The record is from RefSeq and is a predicted model, not a curated record. The transcript has 4 exons. Gene Ontology annotation, biological process: detoxification of nitrogen compound.
CUCUUGCUGGGUGUUGGUCUCUCGCCUUCGUCCAACUUCGCUUGUAAUAUUUGGUUAUCCUUUUUUAAUAAAAAACAGACUAAAUUUCCGAUCGUGAAAAAGAAAAGUCAUGACUGAAAGUAUUGUUCGCUGAUUUAUUAUGAAAGAAAAACAUUUUUGAUUAGCAGAAAAAAUACAGAUCUUAUAACACAUGAUACUUGAUGCGAACUUGCAUUCGUGUACCUGCAGACUGCUGCUGCCGCUCUCAGUCCUUCUCCUUCCUUAUUAUAAACCGCCCACUGGCCUGGUAGUGGUUGGUGCUCUCCGGCAGUUCUGCUCCUCUGCACGGCCUCUCUCGCCUCCGGUAUCCACCUCUCCUUCCUUCCUUCACAUCGAGCCGCGAUAUAUAAUAAGUAGCUAGCCGGCCGGAGACGACGACGAUGGCCCUCGCUCCAGCGAGCUCCGGCAAAGAGCCCGUGAUCAGCCCGCCGGAGGUGGAGAUGAACGGCGGCGCUGACCAGCCCGCCGCCACAACCGUGCGUGCCUCCGUCGUGCAGGCGUCGUCCGUGUUCUACGACACCCCCGCCACUCUCGAUAAAGCGGAGAAAUUCAUAGCGGAGGCAGCCGGAAACGGUUCACAGCUGGUGCUAUUUCCAGAAGCCUUCAUUGGUGGCUACCCUCAUGGAUCUACAUUUGGACUGGCUAUUGGCAAUCGCACUGCCAAGGGAAAGGAAGACUUCCAAAAGUACCAUGCAGCUGCCAUAGAUGUUCCUGGCCCAGAAGUGUCCCGCUUAGCUUCAUUAGCCGGAAAAUACAAGGUGUUUCUGGUGAUGGGGGUGGUUGAAAGGGCAGGCUAUACACUCUACAACACGGCGCUCUUCUUCGAUCCUCUGGGAAAAUUUCUAGGGAAGCACCGCAAGCUCGUGCCUACUGCACUGGAACGUACAUUCUGGGGUUUUGGAGAUGGAUCUACGCUGCCCGUCUUUGAUACCCCGUUGGGAAAAAUCGGUGCCCUCCUCUGCUGGGAAAACAAGAUGCCACUUGCCAGGACAGCCAUGUACGCCAAAGGUAUGUAUGUAUCCCUAGCUAGCUAUUUCAUGGCCGGAAGUAGCUCCUGGUGCUUAAGUACCUAUGUAUUCCAACACUGUUCUUGCACAGUGUCUCAUGCUGAAACCUCCUCUGUGUGUGUUUGUGCAGGGAUUCAGAUAUAUUGUGCUCCCACAGCUGAUGCGUCCCCAACUUGGGUGGCUUCCAUGACGCAUAUCGCCCUCGAAGGGGGAUGCUUCGUGGUGUCGGCAAACCAGUUCUGUCGCAGGAAGGACUACCCACCCCCUCCGGAGUAUACAUUCGGUGGCCUCGACGAAGAGCCAUCCCCGGAGACUGUUGUGUGUCCUGGAGGAAGUGUCAUCGUUUCACCGUCCGGGACAGUGUUGGCAGGCCCCAACUUCGAGGGUGAGGGCCUCGUUACAGCUGACCUCGACCUUGGAGAGAUUGUUCGAGCCAAGUUUGAUUUCGACGUGGUGGGGCACUACUCGCGACGUGAGGUGCUGAGUUUGGUGGUGAAGACUGAUCCAAAGUCUGCUGUCUCUUUCACUGCUUCAGCCGAUGGAGAGAGGCCGGCUUCCGCUGGGAAGAAGCGCGACGACUCUGUGUACAAAUAAUGGCCACGUAUCUGUAAUCUUUCCUUAUACGCCAAUUGCAAGUUUGCCACUACUACAUCGCAACUAUUGCGGGCUUUUCCUGUACGUCUCUGAAUAAUAAACUGUUUAUGUACACAACAGUCGAUGUAUAUUAUCCUACAGAUAUGAGAUCGAUCUCUUGGUUGAUGGAAUCGUACGUGUCAGUUUGUGGCUA